AUGGCGAACCUUCCGAACAAGAUCAUCGUCAACAUACUCUGUCGAUUCUCCGUCACCACUCUCUGUCGAUUCAAGUGCGUUUCGAAGCCGUGGCUCUCUCUCAUCUCCGGCCCUUUUUUCAUCAAAACCCAACUCAAUCGCAACACAAAGAACAAUCACCAUCACGAUCGACUCAUCAUUCUUUUGAGUUCUUCCAAUUUCCACACCGUCAAUUUCAAAACUUUCCAAUUUCAAGACAAUUUCGAGGCUUUCCACCUUAAAUUCCCUUCCAAGCAAAACCCAAAUCAUUGUAAGGAGAUUUGGGGUUCCUGCAAUGGUUUAUUAUUAAUGCUCAAUGACUAUUUCUCUUUCUUUUUGGUUAACCCAUCUACUAGACAAUCUAAAAAAUUGCCAAUUUCACCUUUUUCAAUCAACUCUGUUAAUAAAUGUUUGUGUUUAGAUAGUUAUUGGCUUGGUUAUGACUCAUCCAGUGAUGACUACAAAGUUGUGAGUAUUGCUCAUUAUGACUAUGGUUGUGAUUUUGAUGAUAAUAUAGUCAGUGUGUAUAGACUAAGAACUAGUUCAUGGAGAAGAAUUGAGGACUCUCCCUAUAUUCAAUGGGUUGGUAAGCUUGUGAAUGGAUCACUCAAUUGGGUUGGAAUCAACCCUAGUGAUCACUCUUCGGUUAUCACAGCUCUUGAUUUAGCAUAG
Messenger RNA from Camellia sinensis, 690 nucleotides. The record is from RefSeq and is a predicted model, not a curated record. NCBI's taxonomy places the organism in Eukaryota, Viridiplantae, Streptophyta, Magnoliopsida, Ericales, Theaceae.